UAAAUACAAAUUGUUGAUACGAGUAGUCUAGUCCUGAAUUACUUUAAGCUUCCUAGAAACUUGGCCAAUUGGACUAUUAGUGAUCCCCUUAAAGGGCAGAAAGCAUUCGUGAUUAACAUAACAGAGAAAAGUAGAAGUUGAAUCUGAAGUGUUCACAGUUCAUCCAAAACUCAAUAGUACAAUUUUUCUUCUGUAUAUAGUGAUGUCCUUGAUUUGUUUAACAAAUCAUAUUUCCUCUUUCAAUGGCUAUUCGCUUUUCUUAUUUUCUUGUAAUAUUACUUCUUUUUUUCAUUCCAUUACACAAUUUAGCUCAAAAUAAUGGUAGAAUACCUAAUAAUAGUUCUAUUACUGCAACAGAUGGAAGUACUCCAUGGUUUUCACCAUCUGGUGAUUUUGCAUUUGGGUUCCAAAAUCUUCAAGAUAAUAAAGAUCAGUUCUUGCUUUGUUUAUGGUAUGAAAAAAUACAAGAAAAAACUAUAGUCUGGCAUGCAAAUAUGAGUGAUCCAGUGCCACAAGGAUCAAGAUUCAAUCUUGAUCCUCAAAGGGGUCUAAUGCUUAGUGAUCCUCAAGGGACUAACCUUUGGAAAACUAAUUUGGUUGGUGGUAAUAUUGACUAUGCACUCAUGAAUGAUACUGGGAAUUUUGUUAUCAUGGGAAGUGGUUCUACUGAUCCAUUGUGGGAAAGUUUUAGAAAUCCAACUGAUACUAUGUUGCCAACUCAAACAUUGAAAAGAGGAAGCUUCCUUGUUUCUCAAAAGUCAGAAGCUAAUUUCACUCAAGGAAGGUUUUAUCUUCGCAUGUCUGAUAGGGGGAAUUUGUUGCUUGUUACACAAAGGGUGCCUUCCAAUUCAAAUUAUGAUUAUGUGUACUAUAACAGUCAAACUUCUGACACAACAAAUGCAACCAAUUCUGGGAAUAAGUUGGUUUUUGACGAGAAUGGCCUGAUGUACGUAUUGAAGGGGAACAAUCAAAGGAAAAUUCUUAAUUCUUCAUCCGUUCCUUCAGCUUCGGACAAUUACCAUCGGGUGACUCUUAACUUUGAUGGUGUUCUUACUCAUUAUUAUCAUUCAAGGGAUUCAAAUAGCAGUGGCUGGAAUGUUUUGUGGUCUCAACCGGAUAAUAUAUGCAUCAACAUUUUGGGAAACUACGGACCUGGUGCUUGUGGUUACAACAAUAUAUGCGAUCUUGGCAAAAACAACAGACCAGUUUGUAACUGUCCAAAAGGAUAUUCACUGGUUGAUCCAAACGAUGCUUAUGGCAACUGCAAACAGGAUUUUUCUGUAAGUUGUGAUGAAGUUGGGAGGGGUUCGCCUGAAGAUUCGUAUAGCUUUUUUACGGUCCGUGAUGUUGAUUGGCCAUUAUCUGACAUUGGGGAAAUUAUCCCUUCAACUGAACAAAACUGCCAAAGUGCAUGUUUGAAUGAAUGUCUUUGUGCUGUUGCCAUUUAUAGAAACAAUAACUGCUGGCAAAAGAAGGUGCCGCUGUCGAACGGGAGAAUAGACUACAGUUUGAAUGUGACAGCUUUUAUCAAAACAAGGAAAGAUGUUGUUCCUCCUCUAAUCCCUAGCCUUCCAAAUCCAGGACAUCGUCAAACCAAAAACUGUCCUCCAAGUCACUGCCUUCCAAUUCUGGGAUCUCAUCAAAAGCAGAGUUGGCAAAUUUGGGCAAUUUUGGCGCCCUCGCUCUUAGGUAGCUCGGUCUUGGUAAACAUUUUGCUCAUUUACAAAAAGAGAGUGAACUCUUUUCGCCCUACAAGUCACGUGACGGACUCUGUUUGUCAUAGUUUUACAUAUAAAGAACUUGUAGAAGUCACAAAAGACUUCAAGGAAGAGCUAGGCCGGGGUGCAUGCGGAAUUGUUUACAAAGGGGUAAUGCCUAUCGGUUCAAGAAACGUAGUCACUAUAAAGAAGCUAGACAGAGUUGCUCAUGAGGCGGAGAAAGAAUUCAUGACUGAAGUAAAUGUGAUCAGUCAGACUCAUCACAAGAAUUUGGUCCAUCUGAUCGGAUAUUGUAAUGAGGGACCUCAUCGUUUGUUGGUGUAUGAGUAUAUGAGUAAUGGCACUCUUGCAAGUUUCAUUUUUGGUGAUCCAAAGCCUACUUGGAGCCAGAGGACAAAUAUCGCGACGGGGAUUGCAAGGGGACUUGAGUACCUCCACGAAGAGUGCAGCACGCAGAUUAUCCAUUGUGACAUAAAGCCUCAAAACAUUCUCCUUGAUGAUUAUUACGUUGCUCGAAUAUCAGAUUUCGGAUUGUCUAAACUGCUGAUGAUCAACCAGAGUCGAACACUUACUAAUCUUAGAGGAACGAGAGGUUAUGUUGCGCCGGAACGGUUUAGGAAUAGUCAGGUCACGGUUAAGGUGGACGUUUACAGCUUUGGUGUAUUGCUACUGGAGAUCAUCACUUGUCGGAAAAAUUAUGAGAAUGAGGAAAGCUACGGACCAGAGGCGAUUCUUAGGGAUUGGGUUUUGGAUUGCUUUCAAGAAGGAAAAUUGGAAUCUCUGGUGGAAAGUGAUAUCGAGGCAUUGAAUGACAAGAAGCAGUUCGAGAGGUUCGUGAUGGUUGGUAUUUGGUGCGUCCACCAUGUCCACAUAAUUUUAGCAUUACUAUUUAAUAUCAUAAGCCUCAUCUAUAUGGUGUUGUUGUAAGUCUCAUCUAUGUGCAAUUUUCUCCUCUGUAUGUCUUUUUUAUGUUCUACUGCUCUAGUUAUAUUACUUG
This is a messenger RNA of Lycium barbarum (goji berry), 2715 nucleotides long. RefSeq names its product G-type lectin S-receptor-like serine/threonine-protein kinase RLK1. NCBI's taxonomy places the organism in Eukaryota, Viridiplantae, Streptophyta, Magnoliopsida, Solanales, Solanaceae. Bases 243 to 2645 code for a protein of 800 amino acids. Gene Ontology annotation, molecular function: ATP binding; protein serine/threonine kinase activity. The transcript has 2 exons. Gene Ontology annotation, biological process: recognition of pollen; protein phosphorylation. The record is from RefSeq and is a predicted model, not a curated record.